AUGCCCGAGCAUGAUGGGCUCAUGAGGAUAUUUUGGCCCCUAGACAUACCCAAAUCCGACUCUCCUGGAGUAAUUGUGGGAUGGAGGAACUCAGGGCUGGAUGUUUUCGUCGUCGCAAUACUGGAGGAUGUCGACGCGCGGAGUGUAGAAAAUGCUCUGAAAGUCGGGACACUGUUUCGAAAUGCCGCGCACCCCAUCGCACGAAUACAUGAGCUGUGUGGGCAGUCAUCAAUGCAUGUCCUGGGACUUGCGAAUACGCCAGGAGUCGAAGUUGAGAACCUGCAGAUGCAUGCGACCACAGGAUCAAGUUCCAGGUCCCCUCACAUAUCCUGUGCACGGGCAUCCACAAUACAGAUUAUUGGAUUCGACAGACCCCUGCCACACCGAAUGCAGUACAUAUCGUUGAACCCGAUAUCUUUGGCCUUGGAUGACAAGUCUGAAGUUGCAACUCAUGCACCUGGGACUGUUGAUGCAGAGGAAGAACGAGAGGAGUUGAAGAACAGGAAGAGGGUGAAGGCCCUGGUCGAGAAGCUGAAGCUUCAUACCGUUGCCAAACAUGCUGCCUCGCCGAAAGAGCUUGCCCUUCCAAGAAUUGUGAAUCAGAUAAACUGUUCAUCUGAGCUCCACGCGCUUCUUCAAAAAAAUAUCUCGCUUGUUGGCAGGCGAUCUAGGCGAAGUUUGAGUGUAUCCGAACGCGUUGUUGAGUCUGCCACAACGAUGAAGGACUUCGUAGUCCUAGCAAUCUGGCAAAUGAUUACAGUCUAUCUCUACCCCAUAGUAAGGCGAGCUUUCAUAAUUGGGUUGUUGGGACAUCGCAUGGCUGCUGAGACUUUGCUGUUGGUCCUUGAGUGGAGAGCGAAACCGGAUUAUGCAGCCUUGAAGGAUAUUUCAGCUACAGCUCAGCAGGUGGAGAUCCGUUUACUCCAAUUUUCGUAUCUUCCGUUGCAAUAUGUCACAUUACGAGAGAGGAAGAGGGACUGGGAAAGUAUCACAGAUAGCCAUCCAGAUUACAUCAGAUUCUACAACUCAAUCUGGCUGGUAUGCAACGAUGUCAUCAUCGGCAUAGCUCUUGGAUCUUUUAUCAUAGACAACGCGACCUGGCUCGCGGAAGCCAUCUACGAGUUCCUCCGUCUGUACUCAGUCGACGCCCUUCAACGUACUAUUGACUGGCUCAUGUACUGGCCUGGAGGUUUGAAGCUGAACAACGAGCUUGCUACUUUUCUUGGUGACCUCUUUCUGGUAAGAAGACUCCUCCUUCUAUGUUUCGACAUGUACUGA
This is a messenger RNA of Cadophora gregata, 1278 nucleotides long. RefSeq names its product phosphatidylinositol N-acetylglucosaminyltransferase subunit gpi1. Gene Ontology annotation, cellular component: membrane; endoplasmic reticulum. Gene Ontology annotation, biological process: GPI anchor biosynthetic process. The transcript is spliced from 5 exons. NCBI's taxonomy places the organism in Eukaryota, Fungi, Ascomycota, Leotiomycetes, Helotiales, Ploettnerulaceae. The coding region runs from base 1 to 1278 and encodes 425 amino acids. The record is from RefSeq and is a predicted model, not a curated record.